AUGAUUAGCACGGAGGUGGCGAGCCGCGGACUGGACUUCCCCGACCUCAACCACAUCAUCCUGUUCGACGUGCCGCCCACCAUCACCGACUACGGCAACCGGGUGGGACGCACUGCCAGGUACAACAGCUCUGGGGUUUCCCUGCUGAUGCUGCACUACCAGGAGUCGGACUACGCGGAGCAGAUCCGCUACUACUCGCCCUCGCUGGAGCUGCUCGACAAGGACAUCAUCUUCGGGGGCUUCGAGGAGUACCUGCACAGGCUCAACAUCCGUGAAAAGGGGCUCUACUACAUCGAAGGCAUGUCCGCCCUCAAGAAACCGCCCCUAAAGAAGCCCGCCGACAGCCUUAAAAAGCCGAAGGAGAAAGCCACCCAAGGUCGUCGCCCUGACGACGACAGCGAGCGCAUGAAUCCCUUCGCGCUGCGGGAGAAAAUGAAGAGCAGGAAGCGGAUGCCUGGCGCCAACGUGCUGAUGGAGAUCCAGAGUCUCCAGGAGAAGACCACCAACGUCCUCCCCCUGGCGCCCUUCCAGCGCCUCAUCAACGAGAUCUGCCAGGAGCAGUUCGAGGAGCGCUUCCGCUGGACCACCAACUCGCUGAAGGCUCUGCAGACCAGCGCGGAGGACUAUAUGGUAGGUCUCUUCGAGGACUCCUACCUCUGCUCGAUGCACUGCAAGCGCGUCACUCUGCUCUCGCAGGACAUGCAGCUGGCGCGCAGGAUCAGGGGCAUCGCUGACCCUGGGAAUCGUUGA
Nymphaea colorata (pocket water lily) is the source of this 750-nucleotide messenger RNA. RefSeq names its product histone H3. Gene Ontology annotation, cellular component: nucleosome. Gene Ontology annotation, molecular function: protein heterodimerization activity; structural constituent of chromatin; DNA binding. Bases 1 to 750 code for a protein of 249 amino acids. The record is from RefSeq and is a predicted model, not a curated record. Lineage: Eukaryota; Viridiplantae; Streptophyta; Magnoliopsida; Nymphaeales; Nymphaeaceae. The transcript is spliced from 2 exons.